Messenger RNA from Bactrocera oleae (olive fruit fly), 5709 nucleotides. Lineage: Eukaryota; Metazoa; Arthropoda; Insecta; Diptera; Tephritidae. The record is from RefSeq and is a predicted model, not a curated record.
AUUAAAAUUCUUCAAAUUUUUAUAUAUAAUUGGGUUAUUGUUUUUAAAUUUGACUACGUGCACAUUCUUCCGAAAUUAGAUUCCGUUAUUAUUAUUUGAAAAUUUCUAAACCAAAUUAACAUUCAUACAUAUAUCAACGCAGUAUAACCAAACAACACGCAACUAAGCAAACAAAAAUUUGAAUUGUGAAAAAUUCGCAAAUUCAUGGCAUGACAUGGCUAUUUGUUAGAGAGACGCCAUUUUAUACACUUGAAGAAAGUGCAAAUGAUCGUCUCGCAAAAUAAGUAGUACACAACUACAUAUGUUCAUAUGUAUGUAUAUAUAUAUAUGUAUACAUAGUAUAUGAACACAUGUGUAUAUAUUUUUAUGAAAAUUCCGUUAUUCGCUUCAGUACAACUAAAAUUGGCAUUUAGUUGUUUUAUUUUAUAAUAAAUAUUAUUUCUAGUAUAAUAGAAAGACAAUAUUUUCGUUAGGCAAUGCCACAGGUGUAAACUUGCUCACUUAAAGUGAUUAUUAUUUUCCAAGUAAAAGCUGCACUCCACCCCUCCCACCAAUACAUACAUUGUAAUAUGGUAUUUUUCGAUCGUUAUUUAACCAAAUAUUCAAGUACUCAUUAUAUUUCGUACAUACUUGUACAUAUGUAUGUACUACAAGUAUGUAAUCUGCCGUCACAUGACGUGUGCUCAGCGAGUAGAGACGAGCACCGCUUUGGUACUUAGAUGAGUCAUCUGCUGAAAUUGCGUUUCGCUCACUAAUACAUGCACAUAUACAACUGCGCUCGUGUGGUGGUGCAUAAAUUUCCCAUUUUUAAUUAAAAGCUUUGGCAUAGCUUAUUGUGCUUCCGACGCACUUUUGCGCAUGUGUUGGCGAAAGCUUUUUUCAAAGCACUGUUGUUCUUAUUGUUUUUAACAUAUUGCCAUGAAAAAAUUCCCCACUAUAUUGUAGUGUAGUGAAACUUGGCAUAUUCGAUUCGUUUUUAUAAAUACCGAUGCGAAAGUAUUUGCUAAACGCAAAGCAUAUUUCAACCUACCGAGAUUGGUUGAAAGAAGAAUGUUUAGUAAAAUUUCAAAAAGACUCUUUGUAUUUAAAAAAACAACAUGUCAAUUUUAUAUUUAGUUAUUAAAAUUUCUCUACUGAUUCUUAAGUUUUAAUUUUUGCCUUUACAAUCGGCAUAAAAUAUACCUAAUUAUACGAAUUAGCAGCACCAUCUUAUAAUUUUUAGAGUUUUAUUAUUGAUACCUUAUCGAUCGAAACUAUAUUCUAUACAUCAAAUUUCUAACCACAUGCUCAGCGCUUUUUAAAUGCAAUAUUUUUGGUGACGUUAAUAUUAAUAUAUAAAUUACGAGCCCCUAAAUUAUAACUUUAAUCAAAAGUACUUAGAUAAAAUAAUACUUGACACUCGAAUUCGUGAUAAAGACCUUUUUAUUUGAAAGUAUUGUGAAUUAGGGAUGGGAAAAAUUAAUGCAUUCAACCUUUUCAAUUAAAUAGUAAGGUAUGGUAUAACCAAAUGGGUUCGAGUUAUAAGCCAUAUUAUGCUGUAUAUGUAUUAGGUCUAUCGAAUUUGUAUUUUUUAGCACAAAAUAUAUUUUUUGUAACAAUUAUGCUAGAGCGCAACUUCAAAGCAGAUUUUCAAAAUACUUUUUAACGUACUGAACUUUUUUUUCCAGAAAAGGAAUAUUUCUAUACAUACUACAUAAUAUUCUAAAAUUAUUUUUAAUUAUUCAAUUUAUCUAUUUUAUAUAAUUUCUUUCGAGUUUUCCUUCUAAAAUAUUUUUCUAUUCUUAAAUAUAAGAUCACUCGUAUUUUUUAUUUAAAAAUGUCUCUACUUAUUUAAUAACAUUUAGUAUGUAUCAUAGAAAUAACUUCUUGCUUAGGCUUGACUUCUGGCUUUCUUCGCCAAAAACUUCGUUCAUUGCCGGUUUUAAUCAGCUUUAGCAUUUCAUCCCAUCACCGGCACUUGCAGGGAAUUUAAUGUAUACACACAAUGUAGAAGAAAAAAAACCGGUUUGCCACCAGCCAUUAUUUCGCUUUGACUCUUCAAAAUAUUCACACACAUACACCCAUAUGCUUGCACAUAUGCGGUGGUAAUUUUGCCCAGUAUCUGUGUGUGAAGCGUAUCUCUGUGUAUCGUACUCGUAUAGGGGGGCUAUGUAUGUGGUGUUAUCAUUGUGAAUGUUUUGUAAAUACGAUGAGUGCUUUGACUACGUUCAGCGAGUGUCGAUUUUGAAUUUCACAACAGAUUCGUGGAGUAUAGCAACUUGACGUGCCGACGGUGUUUUACCCCGUGUGAUUAUUUAGGUGACUUGGCUAGCUUCGGUGAUAUUUUGUGGCAUUUUACAUAUUGUAGCUAAAGCCAACGUUUGGUGUUUGCUCAGCAAAAACUGAGUUGUGAAAUAUACAGAAAAUUGUGUAGAUUAUAAGGCGAAUAGACGGCACUUAAUUGGGUGCACGCCGCCAAUAGUGUGCAAGGCUCUAACGAAAAGAAGCAAAAGCUAAAGAAAAAAGUAUAAGUGUGGCAUAAAUUUAUAAAUAUUUAAAAUAAAAAAAAGUAAAAAGUCAAGCACAAGUCGCGCAAAAGUCGCAAAUUUUACAAAAGAAGUAACGUAAUAAAGUUUUUCGUAUUUGGUGGAAUCGUCGGAUUUCCGCCGAUUUUAUAGACAUAUAAACGUAGUAAAGUAAUUUCGGUUGACGUAGUUCCUACGUCCGCCGAAUCGCGGUUUUUCGCGUCAACAACAACAACACCCACCGAUUGGUUUCUAAACAGUUUAUUCUGAAGGGAAACUACAUCUAAGGCUCUAUUCAGAGACCGUUUAGAGGUUCCCCUACAAUUUCUUUAUUUCUUUAUAACAGUGAGUUAAAACCCUGUUCAAAAUGGCAUCAUUCAACGCCGCUCAGACUAGCCAAACACGGCCCACAAGCGAAUCAAACAACAACUGCAACAACCAGAAGAACAUUUGUACUACCGAGGACAACAACAACAGCAACGGCAUUACCAAGAAGGAUUACGAAUACGUCAAAUUCAAACAAGAUAAUAUUGAUCCAGGAGCAACAACAACAACAACGACAACAACCAACAUUAGUGCAAACGAAUUUGUGUUCCCUGAACGAGACAGAGGAUCACGAAACCAUAGCGAUACAGUUGAAGCCAUCGCAAAGAUUAUUGGUGAUAACUUCAGCGCCCACUACUGGCCAACCGAAAAUCUAUCAAGUUCGCAAGCAAACGCAACAGUCGCACCAGUUACAACAGUCGCAACAAACGCAACAGCAAAGACAAAGGAAGAAUAUAAGCUUACAGCAGCUGCAAAGAGCACGCUCAAUAGCAAAACAAAACAGAACAGCGCCAGCGAGUGCCUCAGCAAUCAGGGUACCCUUUUUACCAGGCUCGCCAUCAACGCUGCCUAUACUGAAACAGAGUUCGCCAAUAAAGAAAAACUCAAACUUGGUAGCCUUAACGUCCCCGACGGUGAUAGGAGAACCAAUUCCAAACAAUCCAAACACGAUUACGCAAUUAACGCAAACGCAAAGGCAAACGCCAACGGUGAAUACGUCGACCGACACCGUCUACUAUACGACCGUGUUGGAUUCAACCAAUCUGAACCAGAUUCAGGAGCAAAACAAGAAUUCGGAGAUAAUAUUGACAAACUCCGACAAUAUAAUAGACAAUUAUACGCAUUUGUGUGCGCCGUCACAGCAACAACAACAGCAACAAUCGUCGCAUUCAUCUGUGCAAUUUACGCAAACGCAACCACCAAGAACACUAGCCGCCAUGGCUGGGAUUCAGUUGACAGGUGCCGACGAGCACAUGUCGCCCGCGUUCAUGAGUGGAGCAACGCCUACUGCUACAGUUGAAGAGAUAAAUGUUCCGGUAUUCAUAGAUGAAUAUCUACAGCAGCCAGCGGCUACGCAUACUGAAGCAGCAAACAAUAUCAACAACUACAGCCAAAUCAGCAGCAAUAGCAGCAACAGCAGCAGCAGCAACAGCAAUAUUUGCCAUAGCAUCAGUAGCGGCAACGGCAGCAACGCCAACAACAAUAUCAUAAACGGCAACGGAUUUGUAGAUUUUGAAUUUGACAUGGAAUUGUUUCUGGACGGCAGUGACGUAGAAACUUUUAACAACAACAACAAUAAUAACAACAAAGAUAACAACUCUAGCAACACCAGCAUGAGUAACAAUACUUUGAACAACAGCGGCAUCGACAUGGCCGACAUCGAUGACACCUUUUUAAGCUGCAUUAAUAACAACAGCAACUAUAUUAAUAAUAAUAAUAACAGCAACACCAUUAAUAAUCUGUUGCAACAACCUAUAAACAUUAAAUAUGAGAAUUCAGAAAAUUUAUCACAAUUUGAUUUGAGCAAUGAUCUUUUAAUGAGCACGGAUAUUUCGACAGCUAUCGAUGAUUUUAUGCCUGAAUGGUUCGAGUGUAGUGAGCAGGCGGUCAAUUUCAAUGGUUUGGAUUACGAUACUCUGUUGAAUAAUUCACAGGAUCCAAUGUUGCCAUGCAGUAGCAGCACACCGAGCAACAGUCAACACUUGUCCGUUAAUUUCAAUCAUUUAGAGCCCAUAGUUCCGAAAAUCGAGGAACACGACGAAGUACCAUGUGAGGAUGAAAAUAUGUUCGUAGAAAUAGCGACAGAUAUGGAUAUAGCAACACCCAUCAGUAUACAAUCAUUGUCAUCACUGCCAUCAAAUAGUAGUCGUAUGCAACAAAAGCGUUUGAAAUUGCAUCUACCAUCUGCACCGAUAGCAGAUCCACUGUCGACACCAACCGUACUCGGUGGUAUUGUGGAUCUACAGGUCGAACAAAUGGCUAUUGGUUCUACAAAUUACGGUGAAACUAGCAUCAAUGACAUUGUAGAAGUCUUACAAGAUCCCAGAAGCCAUCCGCUCACAUACAACGAAGAAGAUUUGCCACCAACGCCGCACAGUUACACCUCCACAUCAACAUAUACCAAUGAAUAUACGCCCAGCUCACCGGCACCAUCAAACAUUUCAACCAAUCAGCAGAUGAACAGUAACAAAAAGAAACGGGGACGUCCUGCUAAAACGCGCAGCGACCAACCAGAUCCCUCAAAAUUGUUGAAAAUGCCCGAGGCUGAACGUAAGAAGCUGAUGGAUCGUGCCAAGAAUAAUGAAGCGAGUCGUGUAUCGCGCCGAAAGAACAAAUUGCGCGAGGAGAGGGAAAUACGACUAGAAAACGAACUGUAUGAAGCAAAUAUUCUGGGGCAUGCAGAGCUGGAGAAACUAAAUAAGAUAAAGGAUAAGCUGAAACGCGCUCUGAAGCGUGGACUGUCCACUAAUAGACUACGAAACUUCAAUUAAUCAUCUUACGAGAUCUAUACAUUUAUUACAUUUGUUAAUUGUUAAUUGUUUAAAAUUUUAAGCAGCAAGUUAUAGUAUACCUGUAUUAAGUAUAAGUAUAUUAAGGUGUCAUUCUUUAGUUGUUCCAAUUGUAAACAAUUGCAUGUGUGAAAAUACUCCACGUUUAAUGUUGUUAGAUGAGAUAUGAUAAACAAGUGGAGAUUUAUAUUUUGUAAUCAAUUAAAUACAUAUUAUUUUAAAUUCUUACAAUACGUAUACGUAUAUAUUUUUAAGUUUAUAUGGAAAACAAAAUUAUCUUAAACAUAGUUUACAAAGUAUACAUAUACACACAGUAGUUUUAAAUAAAUGGAAUAAAAAAUAGAUCGCAAGCGAUCAUGAAACCAACAAAA